Molecule: messenger RNA, 939 nt
Organism: Kwoniella shivajii
Lineage: Eukaryota; Fungi; Basidiomycota; Tremellomycetes; Tremellales; Cryptococcaceae
Exons: 5
Coding region: 1-939 (312 amino acids)
Biological process (GO): chromatin remodeling
Cellular component (GO): Ino80 complex
Source: RefSeq, a predicted model, not a curated record
AUGAAAUGUGUUGACAACGAAGAGUAUCAUAGUGAUGAUGGUGUUCAUAAUGGAAAUGUAGAUUCACACAUUCAACUUGGCCAAAUACAACUAGAAGAGAUGAGCUUACGAAUCCAGAUCAAGUAUUCUUCGCUCACAUGGAAUGUGAAAUAUAGGGCACCCAAAUUCCCAAAUAGGUUUGGACCUCGAAAGUCAAAUACAUCCACACCUGCACCGGGUGACGAGGGGCCUUAUGUUCCUACACCAGCAGAUCGAUUAUCAUAUGCCGAUACACCGCGACCAUUCAAAUCAGCCAAUUUCGUAUCGAAAUUACCCUCUAGAACAGCGACUACAUCAACUUCCAUAGUCAGGAAAAACGCUAAACAGAUAUUAACUUUGGAGAGAGAAAGAUUGAGCGGUGGAGAUGGUUUCUUAUCUGCUGUUCAUACAGCUGCUAAAGCAAGAGGUGAAGUCAUUGAUAUAACAAAGAAAAAAAAGAGUACAGGAGGUGGAAUCGCAAAUCUCGGAAAGCCAAGAGGUAAUAUAGCAAAUUUGAUGAAAGGUAGAAUGAAAAGAGAUUCAACAGGUCUAUCAAGUAUCACAGGUAAUGGUAAUGGAGAAGAUAGUGUGAAUCCAUCAGGAACUACUACUCCUGCCAUCGAAGAUGAAGAUGAUGAUGGAAUGGAUGUUGACAACACAACAACAAUACCAAUAAAAGUUGAUCCAGAGAGUAAUGAACCAAGAAAAGAAAUCAUCACUUAUCAUACACCAACGGCACCACCAUCAUUACUACCUCCGAAGAAAUACUGCGAUAUAACAGGACUACACGCUCAAUAUACUGAUCCGAGAACGAAACUGAGAUAUAAAGGGUUGGAUGUGUGGCAUGUCGUUAGGGGACUGGGUCCUGGUGGUGAUCAAGCAUAUUUGAGUUUGCGAAAUGCACAAACCAGUUUGAAAUAA